AUGGACAGAUCCCAAAGUUUUCGUGAGCGCGACAGAGAAAGGGAGCGAAGUGGACGCGAUGAGGCUGCACCCGGUCCGUCCCAGCAGCAGCAACAGCGUCAAAGGAUGCAGGUUUACGUUCAGAAUUACAACAAUCGCGAUCGAGAUUAUCGUCAAAAUGAUCGCGAUUGGAAUCGCGGCGAGACAUCCGGGCCAGAUCAGCUGACUUGGCAACAAAGAGAAAUGGAGAGGAACGACAGCUAUCGGGAAAGAGGUCGUCGUGAUUAUAACAACUACAGACAAAGACAAUAUAACAAGUUUGAUGACGAUAGGGAGGAGCCGGUUCCCGAAGACCCACGCGUAGACAGAAAUGAUGAAGAUGGGUGGGAAUAUGACGAUUAUCAAGCUGCCGGUUACCACCACGAUCCGAAAGAGUUUCAACAUAAGCACAAUAGAAAUUACAAUAGGCCGUUUAAUAACCGUGGAGGAUUUCGAGGACGAGGCCGUGGCGGAUACUAUCAUAAUCGUCAUUACAACCGUGAC
Messenger RNA from Strongylus vulgaris, 522 nucleotides. Lineage: Eukaryota; Metazoa; Nematoda; Chromadorea; Rhabditida; Strongylidae. The record is from the annotation of a GenBank genome assembly.